AAUAUUUGCCAUGCCACUUGGGAUGGCUCUGAUCUCAGCCCUGCUCAUCCUCCUACUGAUCACCACCUCGUACUCCCUCGACGUCCGCACUUAUCCACGCUUUUCCAGAAAUGACACUUCUUUUGAGCACCUGGUCCUGCACCCGGACCCCUCUGUGGGCACUGUCUACGUGGGGGCCAGGGACCACCUCUUCCAACUGGACGGCCUAGACGGCCUGCGUCUGGAGCAUGAGGAGAGGACCGGCCCUGUGACUGAUAGUAAGGAGUGUCUUCCCCCUGUCACCGAGGCCAACUGCCCCCAGGCCCGGCGCACCUCCAACCACAACAAGCUGCUCCUAGUGGACCCCUCAGCCAUGGAGCUCAUCACCUGUGGUAACGUCCACCAGGGCACCUGCCAGAAGCGCAGCCUGACCUCUGUGAAGGAGGUGCUGUUCUCCACAGAGAGGCCGGUGGACACCCAGUACGUGGCGGCCAACGAUCCGGAGGUGUCCACAGUGGGGCUGGUGGUGGGGCCCCGAGGCGGGGAGCGGGCCGUGCUCUACGUGGGGCGUGGUUACACAAGCAGCCAUCCGCCCAUCUCCACACGCCAUCUGGCCCACGAGCCUGUGUUCUCUUACGAGGAGACGGCCAAGCUGGCCGUAGCGGGAAGGCUCUCGGAGUACGACCACCAUUUUGUAGCCGCUUUCGCUCGCCGUGGGCAUGUGUACUUCUUGUUCUAUCGCCGUGACAUUAAGGCUGUGUCGCGGGAAUACCGUACGUAUGCUGCCCGUGUGUGUCUGGAUGACACCUCCUACUACUCCUAUGUAGAGGUACCGCUGGUGUGUCACUCCUCCUCUGCCUCCUCCCCAGAGAGGAACUACAACCUCCUGCAGGCGGCCCAGGUGGGUCAGGGGGGUGACAGAGAGGGGGAGGCCCUGCUGGGGGUCUUCUCCACCCGGGUCAGCUCUUCCAACGGGCCCUCCGAGGACUCCGCUCUGUGUGUAUACCCCUUGGACGAGCUGGACAGACUCAUCGACUCCACACGAGACCUGUGCUACACGCUGGAUGGCCAGGUGAAGGGAGGAGGCGAGGUGGCCUACAUAGAGUAUGAGGUCAAGUCCAGCUGUGCCAACUUACCUACGGUAAGGUGUUCAGAGGAGCAGCUGUUGUAACAACACAUACACCUUUCAUAUGAGUCCUCUGUUUCAUCGGAAUGAAACAAAUUUCAAUGUAGGUUUCCUCUGCUCAAUGCCAAGCAUUUGCCCUAUUUUUCCUAACAUCAGGGUACUACCAAUGGAAUCCCUUAUAAUCAAGUUAAAUCUUACUUAUUCUCUAUCUUCGCUGCUGUAAUGGCUUAUUGGCUUCAGCAGUCAGGAAGAUGAGUAGAUCCAGCCUUAGCUCAGAGCAGCCGUAGAGAGAGGAAGGCCAGUGAUUCAUGAAAGGCCUUAAUGAGCCCUGUGCCAAAGAGCCAAGAGAUCCCUGAUGCCUGGGAGGGAAGUAGCCCUGCAGGCCUACGACCCCGGGGUGACCUCCAGCCUGGAGCCCCGGAGCUCGUCAGGCCUGCCUGCCCUGCAGCCUGGAGCGGUUUAAUGGGAUCGUUAGGAUCAAUAAAACAAACUGUCCCGACUCAGCUAUCGGACUGGUAAAUGAAGGCUGACAUGGAUGGGGAGGAGCCCUUUGAAAUCCAACAAGACUGACAGACGGAUUGGAACAGAAUGUUCAUUAGGUAAACAAUUUGCUUUAAAGUAAACAAGCCCUGGAACAGAAGACUUUCCAAUUUACUGGAGUUGGGCUGAAGACUUAUUGGUAGGGAUUUAAGGGGUUACGCGAAAGCAAAGGCGCAAGAUUGCAUUCUUAGUAUGCUUCCCAUCUGAUAUAAUAUUUAAUCCUCUUAUAAAAACUAAGAGGAUUGGUUGGACUGUGAAAGACUUCUACAUGAAAUAUUACUGAAUGAAAGUGAAUAAUAAAAUAAUGAAUAACCAUGUUCCUGUGAUAAUGUGAAUGGAACAGUCUCUGAGAGAUGUGUUUUGUUUGUUCUCUGUGUUCCAGAACACCCUAAAGGCUUAUCCCUGUGGCUCUGACCACACCCCCAGUCCAAUGGCCAGCAGGGUACCCAUGGAAGCUGAGGCAGUAUUGGACAGCCCAUCUGCCCGUCUCACUGCUGUGGCUGUCAGUGUGAGGGCUGGGCACACCAUUGCCUUUUUAGGAGACUCUAAAGGGAAUUUGCACAAGGUAUGCCAAGUUACAGUAGGUCAUGAGGCAACUUUUGUUAAUACUUGAGAUCUAGAUCAAGAAAGCAGUGUUUCAGACAUCUACUCUGGACAUUGUCUGGUAGCCUUGUUAAAGCUGUGGUCAGAGCUGGUGGGGGAGACCUCCUCAGACAGAACAGAACAGAGGGCUUUGAGGUGCCUGAUCAAAGCUCCCUUAGUUAUGCAGCUGACUGAAGUUACCCAUUUAUAAAGGGAUUUUCUCAUCAAUGCACACCAAAUUCCACAACCACCAUCCAGACACACACGUGCACAUGCAUGCGUGAACACACACAUACACACACAAUGUGGGUACCACAUGCAGGUUUCUAAAUCGAGUGUCUUAUUUUGUCAGCUCGCUAAGAUGUGCGGACAGAAACUGCACUUGACAAGCCAUUUGUUUCCUGCUUACAGCACUGAGAUCACUGCACAGGUUUAUGGAGUCUGACAUAAAAUCUAUGCUAAUCACAUUAAACUCAGGUAACUUGAGAGUUUGAGGGCUUACGAAUCACUUAGGCAAAGGUGUCUUGGUAUCCUCCAGAUUAGAUUUACUGACUGACAAUCAAAUUAACUGUUCUCUUCACAAUACGAUCCUGCAGACAGUACAAAUGCACCUUUAAUUUGCUUUUAGCCACAUUCUAGCCAAGACUUCUUUAGCCUUUUCACUUCUCUUUUUCCGUUUUUAAAUGUACUGUAUGUGCUGAGUUUUAUAACCUUGACCACUUGGAAAUGGUUGAUGGUUUUCGACAGUAACCAUCUGCUUCUCUCCAGGUGUUCCUAGGCUCUGGAGGCAGGGUGGAGAUGUACUCCUCCAUGCUCCUCCAGCCCAACUCGCCCAUCAGCAGUGACCUCCUGCUGGACCAGACGGAGACGCACAUCUACAUCAUGACCAGCACAAUGGUUAGUCUGAGUGAACAUAACACAGCUCAAACACAUCAUCACUAGCUAGCUACUUGACUCUCCUAAUACAGUCUAGGGUCUUCAGCUGGUGCAGGAAUGCAGUGAAGUGGAUCAAUAGUAGGUACUGUACAGGUGUGUUGUGCAUUUAUGACCAUGCAAUUCACUGUCUGGCCAGGCAUUGGCACUGCCUGAUGGUACUUCAGGGCGGGGGCGGGGGGCUAUAAAAAAUAUAUAAAUGAUCGAGCACAAUUAUAUCACCUCUACGGCUUCAUUGUCCAUGUAUAGCACAGCUGUUUUUAAGAAAAGGAGGUGGGUAACCUUUCAGGUGGAGAAGCGACCGGUGGCAGAGUGUGGAGAUCACCUGGACUGUCAGUCCUGUCUUUCAGCCCGAGACCCUUACUGUGGCUGGUGUGUUCUGGAGGGCAGGUGAGGAAGCACCAACUGACUAUUUUAUACCACAGAAAAUAAAGUUAUUAAGAGCUCAAAAAUAUAGGAAGAGCAAAGGCAAAUGUCAACAUUAACGUAUGAUCACCUUCCUCAUUUCUCACUUGUUCCUCUCCUUUGACCUGUGCUCCACCCUUCAACCCCACUUCCCCCUGUGAUGGCAGGUGUGGCCAGCGCUCACAGUGCAGUCGGGGGGCUCUGCAGGGCCAGUGGUUGUGGAGCUUUGACUACCAGCAGCAGCAGUGUCUCGGUAUCCAAUCCCUGAGCCUGUAUAACAUCAGCCGUGGAGAGGAGACAGACGUAAGACAUGAGAGGGAGGGAGAUACAGUACUUUGUUUUGAGCUUGAAAGAAAAAAUUAUCACCCUUUGACACCCUGUAUGUGUCUGUCCUUCUUUUUCUCUCUCUCUCUUUCGAAGAUUGCUGUGUCAGUGAAGGGGUUGCCCAGUCUAGUGCAAGGCGAAGCAUACAGCUGUUUCUACCAGGAUGUGGAACGUCUGGCCACUGUCACAGACACUGGUGUGACCUGCUCUACUCCCGACGCCAGCAGGCUGCCUCCCAUUGGCCAGGGAGAAGGUGAGUGACAUCAGUGUGAGACCAAUAGGACACUACAAAGCAGAAUGAUUCCUCUCUCAUUCUUAAUGAUUACCAGAGCUAACUAUCCUAUUGGAGAGUAGUGUAAUUUAGGGAUGUUCUGACUAAUGUUCUCUCCUCCUCAGACUCAGUCACCAUCCCCCUGUCCCUUCGCUUCCUCAAUGUGACAGUGGCUGCUCGGGAGUUCACCUUCUUUGACUGUGGUGUGGUCCAACAGCUCUCUGGACUCAUGCCGUGAGUUAAAAGGCUGACAUUUCUAGCCACAAUGCAAUUGUAUAUCUCCCCCUGUUAACCUGUCACUGUCUCCGUCUUCUCUCUGUUUUCAGGUGCAGAGGGUGUGUGAGCAGCCGCUGGGGCUGUAACUGGUGUAUUCACCAGCACAUGUGCACCAAUAAAAUCUCCUGUGAUGAGGGAGUCACAAUUUACAACCAACACGUAAGUCCACAUACAGGUUAUCAGGCAGUGCAGUUACAGGACUGCUAGCCGGUACAUACUAUAUCUACCAACCAGUGUAUUCAGGUUUGCUUUGUAGUGAAACUGGUAACUGCCCCCUAGGUAACUGGUAACUGUUAGUUUGUACGUGUCCUGUCUAUUUAUGUUUUGUCGUAUUCCAUUGUCUCUGUUUUAAAUGUGUACUUUUUUUAGUAAACGUUUAGUUUUUUUUUGUGAUGUCAGUCUUUAUGGAUUUAUUUGCAUAUAUUUCAUUCAUAUUUACAUCAUUUAGCAGACGCUCUUAUCCAGAGCGACUUACAAAUAUGUCUUGCCUAUCCUCUUGUUUUACCCUUGUCUCCCUCCUCUCCCCCUCUCUGCUCAUUGUGUUACCAUCUCAAGUUCAAACCACCAACAUUCACUCCCCCAGCAACCAAACAAUCUGACACUGUAACUCCAACUCUCCCGGCUGCUCCAACACUCCCACCCACAGAGACAUCUGUUAGAACCACUCCCCCAGUCACGGCCAGCACACCUGUACCCCCAUCCACCACACCCACCACUCCCGAGCCAACCGCAGUCCCCACCACCCUCUCACCAACCAUCGCCGCCACCACCACACCCUCAACCACACUGGCCACUCAGGCUACCACUGCAACACUGGAGGUGACAACCAGUCUGCAGGCAGGGACACGGACCACCGCUGGAGAGACCUCAGUGGAUAGAGACAGGAGCCUCCCCAGGACUACUGUUGGAACAGGGGAGACAGAGCAGACAACAGUCACCAGGGUUGAGCUGCUAGACUGGACCGAGCCUUCAGAAACUGUGGCUCCUAGUAGCACAAAUGGACUGACCGACACUGACCUCACUGUGACGGAGCCCUCCUCUGACCCCACCUCUAGUGGUGUCCCCCUGUUAAUGGACCUUCCCACUGGCUCUGACGGAGAUGACGUCCGCCUGGCCCCCUCUGAAGGUACAGACUCACCCCCCUGGACUAAGGAAUGGGAGAAAGGGGAGGGCGAGACAGAGAUGGACCCUCCAACAUCCUCUGCAACAGUGCCUUCUGGAGAUGACCAAAACCAGCCCUCUCAAUCCUUUACCCUCUCACCUGACCCUGACUCUGACUCUUCACCAGACUACCAGUCUGACUCCUCUGAAUUUGAUCUGCCGGUGAGUGGGGUUUUCACUGGCAGUCUAGCUGAUGCACCCAGUACAACACAUGCACUGAAUCGGAUAAGUGCAGUUGCAUUGGCAUCGUGUAAAAUAGGUUAUUCUGAAUUUGAUCUGAAAUUCCUACCCUUUUAUUUAUGUCAUCAUAUGUCUGAUGUGUGCAAACAUUGCAUCACCAUUACGUUUUGAGUGUCAUUGAAAUUGUCAACUGUCAAUACUUUGGAGAUGAAAUCAUCAAAAAAUGGCUGUCUUCAGUUUGAACUAAACCUGCUGGUGUUUUUUAACACUGUCAGUGUUUUCUUUAUUUUUUUAUUUUAUUCAGUCGCAUAUUAUAGACUUUUAGACUGUGGAGCAACAUUUUGAGUGAUAAUUGCUGAAUUGUUCUCACAAUAAGUCUAGUUUAAUGAUUGAAAUUGAUGAGACCGCACCUGAAAAUGUAAGAUGGUGUUUUGUUUGAUGUCAUAUGUCCCCUGUGUGUAUGUCCUGUAACGUAUGUCCUAUGAUAUGAAUAGGACUGCCCGUGUGUGGAGAAGGUCCUGGGCUCCUCUCUCGUUCCUGUUAAUGUGGACCGGAAGAUCACUCUGGUGGGACGCCACCUUCACCUCUUCCAGGUGUGUGAGGAAUGCUUGCAAAACCAAAAUGGCUGACGGUUUACUUUACACGAGAUGCAUGUUGUGUAAAACGUGUGUUUUAUAUAUUGGUGUGUGCAUGUGUCCGUGUUUGUGUUCAGGAUGAGGAUCUGGACUAUGAGUGUGUGCUGACCAUCGAGGGGCGGUCAGUGGUGGUCGACGCGUACGUGGAGCCAGACGACACCCAGCCCUCUCUCUACUUCAUCACCUGCCAGCUACACCAGGUCAGUCUUUAUUCAAUAACAGCCUAUGUGGUAUUGCAACAAUGCUGUUAAUUUGAACAGCGUUUGUCUGCAUGCUGUUUCAUGUUUUUUUGAAGAGCGAUAUUUCAACUACUUUUGCAUAUUUUUUUAUACUGAAUUAUCAUAUCUUCAACCAAAACCUAAUAUUAUAUAAUGGAACCUGAGUAAACAAAUACAUAUCUAUUUCAUUUAUUUCAUAAACAAAGUUAUGCAACACCCAAUUCAUCUGUGUGAAAAAGUAAUUGCCCCCUUAUACUCAAUAACUGGUUGUGCCACCUUUAGCUGCAAUGACUCCAACCAAACCCUUCCUGUAGUUGUUGAUCAGUCUCUCAAGUCACUGUGGAGGAAUUUUGGCCCACUCGUCCAUGUAGGUCAGCAGGUAGCUUAGUGGUUAAGAGCGUUGUGCCAUUAACCGAAAGGUCGCUGGUUCUAAUCCCCAAACCGACUAGGUGAAAAAUCUGUCUGUGCCCUUGAGCAAGGCACUUAACCCUAAUUGCUCCUGUAAGUCGCUCUGGAUAAGAGCGUCUGCUAAAUGACUAAAAUGUAAAAUGUAAUGUAAAUGUAGAACUGCUUUAACUCAUUUGUGGGUUUUCAAGCAUGAACUGCUCAUUUCAAGUCCUGCCACAACAUCUCAAUUGGGAUUAGGUCUGGACUUUGACUAGGCCAUUCCAAAACUUAAAAUGUGUUGCUUUUUAGCCAUUUUCAUUUAGACUUGAUUGUGUGUUUUGGAUCAUUGUCUUGCUGCAUGACCCAGCUGUGCUUCAGCUUCAGCUCACAGACGGAUGGUCUGACAUUCUCCUGUAGAAUUAUCUGAUACAGAGCAGAAUUCAAGGUUCCUUCUAUUAAGGCAAGUCGUCCAGGUCCUGAGGCAACAAAGCAUCCCCAAACCAUCACACCACCACCACCAUGCUUGACCUUUGGUAUAAGGUUCUUACUGUGGAAUGCAGUGUUUAGUUUUUGCCGGGCAUAAUGGAACCCAUGUUGUCCAAAAAGAUAUACUUUUGACUCCCCUGUCUAUAGAACAUUCUUCCAAGAGUCUUGAUCAUCCAGGUGCUUUUUGGCAAACUUGAGUCAACUUUUUUUGUUACUUGUAAAUUCAGGUUCCCUUUACCUAAUAUUAGGUUUUGGUUGUAGAUCUAAUAACGUUCAGUAUCAAAAAUAUGCAAAAAUAGAGAAAAUCAGAAAGGGGGCAAAUACCUUUUCACAGCACUAUGUGGGCAGCUGAGAUUGUGGACACUGCUAAGACUGCCUUAUUUUUGUCAUGUUGCAGUAUGCCUAUACUGCCUUUGCAGAGGAGUACAAUGCCAUGAUCAAUGUGAAGAGGAGAAACACCUUUCAGAUUGAUAGUGCUGACGACCUUCAUGGUAGGUUAUAGAGGAGACCGCUAUUGAUAUAGAUCUCAUUGAGAUUCUCUAUUCUUCAGAUUAUGUGGUGUUGAUGAUUCCUGGUAUCCUCUCUGUUCCAGUGACGUUGUUUAACUGCUCUGUGGGCCGGUCAGACUGCAGCCGGUGUCGUACAGCUGAUCAGAAGUACGGCUGUGUGUGGUGCGGGGGAGCUCGCUCCAGAUGCAGUUACCAGGACUCCUGCGCUGGCGAGAUCAAGCAGUCCUGCCCAGCACCCGUCAUCCACUUAGUGAGGCUUGAUUUGAGACCUUCUCUUUUUAUGGUUGAUGUGUCUUUAGACAUUGAAAUGGACUCGUUUUUAACUUCUCUGUGACUGUGUGUUGCAGAUUGAGCCCAUCUCUGGACCAGUAGAAGGUGGUACUGUGGUGACCAUCUCAGGCUCCAAUCUUGGACAGAAAGCUGAAGACAUCCAGAACUCUGUCACAAUAGCUGGUGUCCCCUGCAUGGUCAUCAACAGUAGAUAUGAGAUCUCCUCAAGGUAAUGUUCUUCUCAUACAACAACGUUUAUUUCUUCUAUCUUCUGCAUCUCUAGAUGUAUCUGUGUUCAGAGUAAGAACCUGCUUUAAUUCUCCAUUCUCCUGUAGGAUUUUGUGUGAGACCACAGCCAGUGGGGGAGAGAAGAGUGGCCAGGCCUCAGUCGAGGUGAGAGGAGGAGGACUUGGACUCUCCGGUCAAAGGUUCAGCUUCCAGGUAACUAUAACAGACAUUAUUAUACUCCGAAUGGACAAUACUUGCCCAUUCGUAAUGCCCUUCCUCUUCUCCUCAGGACCCGGCUCUGAUUGGGAUAGCCCCUCAGAAGGGGCCCAAGGCCGGGGGCUCAGCGUUGACCAUCAUGGGCCAGAGCCUGAAGACUGGACACCCCAGUGAGGUCAGCGUGCUGAUUGGAGGAGUCCCAUGCCUCAUGUGAGUCUCUUACGCAUCUGUUACAUUCAAAAUCACCAGAUCAACCACUGUAAAGCAAGUGGAGUCUGCACUGCAUAUGAGAAUGCAUACAUAAUUUGUCAAUUUCCUUAAUAAAGUCCUGUAACAUGCUGUAGCAGUAGUUGAGAUAUCUGGUUAAAUUAAUUCUCUGUAGCUCCUCUGAGGUCGUGGAUGACCAGAUUACAUGUACGACCGGGGGCAGCAACAGAACUGGAGAGCAUGGAAUCACGGUCCGAUUUGGUAGAGCAGAGCGCCAUCUACAGGGAGCGAUCUAUCAUUACACCUCAGACCCUAACAUAACCAUGGCUGCACCCUCCAAAAGCUUCCUCAGGUGGGUGUCACAAUGUCACUCGCAAUGAAUUGUCAGAAAUACCAAUAAAUCUUCUUCUCUCUGUGUGUCCAGUGGUGGAAGAAUGAUCCGUGUGUCUGGACAAAACCUGGAUGUAGUACAGGAGCCCCGAAUCCGGGUGACCCUUAGUCCUCUAGAGUCCCUUUCUCCGGGGAGGAGGAUGAGGAGGAGCAGCAGAGAUGGAGAGAGACGCAGAGAAAUCACACUCAAGAGGCAAAGACGGAUAGUUCCUGAGCCAGACUGUCCUGAAGACGCACUCUGUAUCGUCAAACAGGUAAACUGUAUGCAAAGCAUGACUAAGUCGUUUCGGAUAAAAGGGUCCGCUAAAUGGCAUAUAUAAUAUUAUUAUUAUUAUAUUAAACUGAAAUGUGUGUUGAGUCCUCUAACAUGGUGUUCAGAUGUCUACUGGCUUAGUUUGAGGGAUAGGCACUCUUUUCUUUGAUCAUGUAGUGUGAUGUAUCACCUUUUAAAGGUAAAGCUGUCAAUCAAUCACUGCUAUUGCUUUCCCUAAAUAUCUAUAAACACGCUUGUCAUCUCCUCUGUCUCAUCUCUCCCUCUCCAGUUUGAGACGAGUUGUGCAGUGAGCAGCUCCUCUCUGAUGCUGUGCCCUACGCCUGCCGUGGGGACGGAGGCCCACCAUGCUCGGGUCAAGGUGGACUUCCUAAUGGAUAACCUGCACUUUGACUUCAACUCUGUGGGCAGCGGGGCUUUCAGCUACGAGCUCAACCCCAGGCUGUACCCACUGAACCAGAAUGACCCCAGCAAACCCUACCACCACAAACCUGGCAGCAUCAUCUCUGUUGAGGUCUCUGCUACAUUCUAUCUCUGCUACCAUAACAGUUUCUCCAACAGUUUCAGAGCCUAUGAGUGUUGUCUGUUUCCUGUCCAGUUGGCUUUCUCCAUUAUCAUUAUUGUUAUGAUCUAGGGGGAGAACCUGGACCUGGCCAUCUUUAAGGAGGAGGUGGUGGCUCUGAUCGGGGAAGGGGUAUGCUCUGUGAAGACCUUGACCCAUAACCACCUCUACUGUGAGCCUCCAUCCCAGCAGCCCUCUGUGAUGGCCAGCAAGAAGCAGGAGGGCAUUGAUUCUCUCCCCGAGUUCACUGUACGUCUUCACUCCUUGCGUCACCACUGUUGAAACAGAGAGGGCACAUGUCUGUGUAAUUCGGAAUAUUAUUUAGUUGUGGUGGUAGUAGGGAUGACAAGUGUAAAACACUUGAUGGUUGAAUCUAAGCCUUCCACUCAAAAAUCAAUUGCUGUCUUGUCCCAGGUCCAGAUGGGGAACCUGAACUUCUCUCUGGGCAGAGUGCAGUAUGACACCCAAGGCCAGUCCACCUUCCCCCUGGAGGCCCAGGUGGGCGUAGGGGUGGGGACCUCCAUCGUAGCCCUCAUCGUCGUCAUCAUAGUGCUCAUAUACAGGUGGGUGCCAACACAGUCAUUCUACUUUGCCAAGUACACCAUUUUUAUCUGUUCAAAGUUAUGCUUGGUAUAAUGGACGUGAGCUUUUCUGUCUGUCCGUAUGUAUCUCUGUCAGGAGGAAGAGCAAACAGGCCGUGAGGGACUACAAGAAGGUCCAGAUUCAGCUGGAGAAUCUGGAGACCAGUGUGAGGGACCGCUGCAAGAAAGAGUUCACAGGUGAGAGAAAGCGCCAUAAGCUUCACCAUAAGUUCACAAAACAGCAUCUUAUAUCACAAAAACCUAAAGUGGCUUCAAAUAAGGAAGGUUUUUCAGGUGUGGGUUACAUAUGAUUUUGCUAAAAAGAUUCUCACUAUCUCAAUCUGGUCUGUUUUCCUCCCUCCUCUGUGCAGACCUGAUGACUGAGAUGAUGGACUGUUCAAGUGACCUGGUGGGUUCUGGUAUCCCUUUCCUGGACUACAAGGCGUAUGCAGAGCGCAUUUUCUUCCCUGGCCACCGGGAGUCGCCACUGAGGCGAGAUUUGGACGUGCCCGAGUGCCGUAGACAGACGGUGGAGCAGGGACUGGUUCAACUGUCCAACCUCCUCAACAGCAAACUAUUCCUCACCAAGGUAACCUUAACCAACUCUGAAGAAGUGAACUUGAGCUACCGUGCCUCUCAAUACCAUUCAGACUAUAAAACAUCAACAGUAAUAUAUAAUGCAUGCAUGUUGUGCUUCACUUUCACUGUGUCACUGUUUUGACCCCUUUGUGCCCCUGUCUCCCAGUUCAUCCACACCCUGGAGGUGCAGCGGACCUUCUCCCCUCGGGACCGGGCCUACGUGGCCUCCCUGCUCACCGUUGCCCUGCAUGGGAAGCUGGAGUACUUCACUGACAUCCUCAAGACUCUACUCAACGACCUGGUGGUGCAGUACGUGGCCAAGAACCCCAAACUCAUGCUCCGAAGGUGAGGGGGGCUGAUCAGUAUAUGUUCUCAUCAGUCUUGGGUAAUGGCAGGCUUUUUGCUGUGUCUUUUUAAAGUCUCUUGUGGUUUUCUUAUCCGUGUCGGACACAUUCACGUUGAUGUUGUUCUGUUUCAGAACUGAAUCAGUGGUGGAGAAGCUCCUGACCAACUGGAUGUCUAUUUGUCUGUUCACCUUCCUGAGGGUGAGUAUCUCAGCCUGCCAUGUCCCCAUUCACCCCCCAGUGUCUCCUCACUAAAGAGGCAGUUAAAGAAACAUGUCCCUUCUGUGCUCUGUUAUUAGGACACUGCAGGGGAGUCCUUCUACAUGCUGUUCAGAGCCAUUAAACACCAGGUGGACAAGGGACCAGUGGACGCCGUGACAGGAAAGGCCAAGUAUACACUCAACGACAACAGGCUGCUCCGCGAGGACAUAGAGUACAAAACCCUGGUGAGAGCACAGCACACACACACCCUGAUGUCCCUUUACCACAAAUACACAGCUACAUGCAGGGCUUUGUUCAUCAUUAUAAAGCAGGGGCUGGAAAUAAAGGAGUUGUGCAACAUGGUGAAGUAAUCAAAGUUUUCAGUGUAGUGAUUUAAUGAACCGUCAUUAACCUUCCAGACGCUGAAUGUCCUCAUGCCAGCGACAGGCAACGGUGGCGUGCCCCAGACCGCUCCUGCCAAGGUGCUGGACUGUGACACCAUAACCCAGGUGAAAGAAAAGGUCCUGGAGCAGGCAUGGAAGGGCAUGUCCUUCUCCCAGAGGCCCCACGCAGACUCUCUCCACCUGGGUGAGCCUCCACUACAGCUCUCUAUCAUUCACUGUUCAGUCUGAAAAUGUGACAUCUUUGUCCAUUCUGGCAUGCCAGGUAGAAGUGAAGCCAAAUAACAUUUAUCCAAGUUAAUGGGCAUACUAUAAACCUGAAACACCCUAGAAUUGACAAAGCCAACAGAUUUCUUCCUUGGUCAUCAGUUAUAAUCUACUUUUUUGGUAGCUAAUCUUUUGUAUUGUGUCCUUGAUCAGAGUGGCGUGCGGGCAUGGCAGGUCACCUGAUCCUGUCAGACGAGGACCUAACGUCGGUGGUGCAGGGCUCCUGGAAACGCCUCAACACCCUGCAGCACUACAAGGUCAGAAACAUUAGGCCACACAUAUAAUAAUAUAAUAAUAUGCCAUUUAGCAGACGCUUUUAUCCAAAGCGACUUACAGUCAUGUGUGCAUACAUUUUUACGUAUGGGUGGUCCCAGGGAUCGAACCCACUACCCUGGCGUUACAAGCGCCAUGCUCUACCAAUUGAGCUACAGAGGACCACGUCCCAUCCAUCCCUGUCCCCCUUAACUAGAAUUACUACAUCACUCUAAAGUAUUUUUUGUUUACUUUGUUAAUUUGAUUUAAUUAUUUUACAAAUGGUCUGCAGGUUCCGGAUGGAGCCACUGUUGCACUGGUACCCCGGAACUCCAAACACAUCCACAAUGACAACCAUGACUACUUUCCUGGAGAGAGUGAGUCUCAACUAAUCUAUGUCACAUAAGUGCAGCAUGGUCAUAGGAUAUUGUUCAGCAUCAAUACAAUAUUGCUACCAAAUUUGGACAAUGCACAAGAGCUACAUUUGUAACAUAAGGAUAUACAGUGCAUUCGGAAAAGUAUUCAGACCCCUUGACUUUUUCAACAUUUUGUUACAUUAGAGCCUUAUUCGAAAAUGGAUUAAAUAAAACAUUUCCUCAUUAUCAAUCUACACACAAUACCCCAUAAUGACGAAGCAAAAAACAGAAAUACCUUAUUUACAUAAGUAUUCAGACCCUUUGCUAUGAGACUCGAAAUUGAGCUCAGGUACAUCCUGUUUCCAUUGAUCAUCCUUGAGAUGUUUCUACAACUUGAUUGGAGUCCACCUGUGGUAAAUUCAAUUGAUUGGACAUGAUUUGGAAAGGCACACACCUAUCUAUAUAAGUUUACCACAGUUGACAGUGCAUGUCAGAGCAGAAACCAAGCCAUGAGGUCGAAGGAAUUGUCCGUAGAGCUCCGAGACAGGAAUGUGUCGAAGCACAGAUCUGGGGAAGGGUACCAAAACAUUUCUGCAGCAUUGUAGGUCCCCAAGAACACAGCGGCCUCCAUCAUUCUUAAAUGGAAGAAGUUUGGAACCACCAAGACUCUUCCUAGAGCUGGCCACCCGGGCAAACUAAGCAAUCGGGGGAGAAGGGCAUUGGUCAGGGAGGUGACCAAGAACCAGAUGGUCACUUUGACAGAGCUCCGGAGUUCCUCUGCGGAGAUGGGAGAACCUUCCAGAAGGACAACCAUCUUUGCAGCAUUUCACCAAUCUGGCCUUUAUGGUAGUGGCCAGACAGAAGCCACUCCUCAGUAAAAGACACAUAACAGCCCGCUUGGAGUUUGCCAAAAGGCACUUAAAGGACUCUGACCAUGAGAAACAAGAUUCUCUGGUCUGAUGAAACCAAGAUUGAACCCUUUGGCCUGAAUGCAAAGCGUCACAUCUGGAGGAAACCUGGCACCAUCCCUAUGGUGAAGCAUGGUGGUGGCAGCAUCAUGCUGUGGGGAUGUUUUUCAGCGGCAGGGACUGGGAGGCUUGUCAGGAUCGAGGGAAAGAUGAACAGAGCAAAGUACAGAGAGAUCCUUGAUGAAAACCUGCUCCAGAGCGCUCAGGACCUCAGACUGGGGGCGAAGGUUCACCUUCCAACAGGACAAUGACCCUAAGCACACAGCCAAGGCAAUACAGGAGUGGCGUCGGGACAGGUCUCUGAAUGUCCUUGAGUGGCCCAGCCAGAGCCCGGACUUGAAACCGAUUGAACAUCUCUGGAGAGACCUGAAAAUAGCUGUGCAGCUACGCUCCCCAUCCAACCUGACAGAGCUUGAGAGGAUCUGCAGAGUGAAGAACGGGUGAAACUCCCCAAAUACAGGUGUGCCAAGCUUGUAGCGUCAUACACAAGAAGACUCCAGGCUGUAAUCGCUUCCAAAGGUGCUUCAACAAAGUACUGAGUAAAGGGUCUGAAUACUUAUGGAAAUGUGAUAUUUCCGUUUUUUAUAUUUAAUAAAUUUGCAAAAACCUCUCUUUCCUUUGUCAUUAUGGGGUAUUGUGUGUAGAUUGAUGAGGGGAAAAAACGAUUUAAUCCAUUUUAGAAUAAGGCUGUAAGGUAACAAAAUGUGGAAAAAGUGAAGGGGUCUGAAUACUUUCCAAAUGCACUGUAUAACUAGCAAUGAUAUUUUUCAUAAGCUGCCCUUCGACUGCAUCGGGGUUACCGUAUAUACUGUACCUAGACUAUGUCAGAGAUGUCUGACCAUGUGUGUCCCUCUGUCAGAGACGCCCAUGUUGGACGAUGCGGACGAGGGAGGUGUGAAGCUCUGGCACCUGGUGAAAGCCAAUGAGGAACCAGACCUGCCCAAACACAGGCGUGGUAGUCUGAGAGAGCGGGAGAGAGAGAGGGCCAAGGCCAUCCCCGAGAUCUACCUCACACGCCUACUCUCCAUGAAGGUGCCAGAACGCACAUGCAACGCAACGCAACGCAAUGCAAUAAACAAGCAGACACACACACACACACACACAAACAGUAUGUGUAAUAUUUACACUAGUGCACAUAUUUAUUCCCAUAUCUUCCUACUCUCUCUCCCAGGGCACACUGCAGAAGUUUGUGGAUGACUUGUUCACAGUGAUCCUGAGCACUAACCAGCCAGUUCCCAUGGCUGUCAAGUACUUCUUUGACCUGCUGGAUGAGCAGGCUCUGCAGCACAACAUUACAGACCCUGAGACCAUCCACAUCUGGAAGACUAAC
This is a messenger RNA of Coregonus sp. 'balchen', 15435 nucleotides long. NCBI's taxonomy places the organism in Eukaryota, Metazoa, Chordata, Actinopteri, Salmoniformes, Salmonidae. The record is from the annotation of a GenBank genome assembly.